This is a messenger RNA of Xiphias gladius (swordfish), 6264 nucleotides long. RefSeq names its product G protein-coupled receptor kinase interacting ArfGAP 1 (gene git1). The record is from RefSeq and is a predicted model, not a curated record. The transcript is spliced from 21 exons. Gene Ontology annotation, molecular function: protein binding; GTPase activator activity. NCBI's taxonomy places the organism in Eukaryota, Metazoa, Chordata, Actinopteri, Istiophoriformes, Xiphiidae. The coding region runs from base 104 to 2479 and encodes 791 amino acids. Gene Ontology annotation, biological process: regulation of ARF protein signal transduction; brain development.
CGCAUCGGUUGACGGCAGACGUCGGUCGGUAGCUCGGGGGGAAAAAGGGCGAGCAACCACACCAUCGCCGACAUCCACCUCUAGAUUACAGUCACUUUUCGAGAUGUCAAGAAAGCUGCAAAGGACAGAGGUCUGCGCCGACUGCAGUGCGCCAGAUCCGGGCUGGACCAGUAUCAACCGAGGAGUCUUGAUAUGUGAUGAAUGCUGUUCGGUCCAUCGCAGUUUAGGGCGCCAUAUCUCCAUAGUCAAGCACCUGAGGCACAGCGGAUGGCCUCCUGCACUACUGCAGAUGGUUCAGACCUUAGCCAGUAAUGGAGCCAACUCCAUAUGGGAACACAGUCUCCUGGACCCUGCUCAGGUGCAGAGUGGUCGUAGGAAACCCAACCCCCAGGACAAAGUCCAUCCCACUAAGUCAGAGUUCAUUAGAGCCAAAUACCAGAUGCUGGCCUUUGUGCACAAGCUGCCCUGCCGCGAUGAUGAUGGUGUCACCACCAAGGACCUCAGUAAGCAACUUCACUCAAGUGUGCGGACAGGGAGUUUAGAGACAUGUCUUCGGCUCCUGUCCCUCGGUGCUCAGGCCAACUUCUUCCACCCGGAAAAAGGCACUACCCCGCUCCAUGUGGCAGCCAAGGCAGGCCAGAUCUUGCAGGCUGAGCUGCUAGUGGUGUAUGGUGCAGACCCCGGGGCACCUGACAUUAAUGGACGUACGCCUAUGGAUUAUGCAAGGCAGGCAGGCCAUAUAGACUUAGCAGAGCGGCUUGUGGAGUGUCAGUAUGAGCUGACAGACAGGCUAGCCUUCUACCUGUGUGGACGGCGUCCAGAUCACAAGAAUGGCCAUUAUAUCAUUCCUCAAAUGGCAGACAGAGCUCGUCCUAAGUGCCCGACACAGAGCCUGGACCUCUCAGAACUGGCCAAGGCCGCCAAGAAGAAACUCCAAGCGCUAAAUAAUCGCCUGUUUGAGGAGCUAGCGAUGGAUGUCUACGAUGAGGUGGAUCGAAGAGAAAAUGAUGCAGUGUGGCUUACGACCCAGAACCACAGCACUCUGGUAACAGAACGCAGUGCAGUGCCCUUCCUACCAGUCAAUCCUGAAUACUCUGCCACACGAAACCAGGGCCGUCAGAAGCUGGCCCGUUUCAACGCUCGAGAGUUUGCCACGCUCAUCAUCGAUAUCCUGAGUGAUGCCAAAAGGAGACAGCAGGGAAAAGGUCUCAGCAGCCCUACUGACCCACUGGACCUGGGCAUUGAUGAUGACCAGCAUGACUAUGACAGUGUAGCAUCUGAUGAAGACACAGACAGUGAGCUGACCACCCAGAACAAUAACAACACUCAACGCAGCAACCGUGCAAAGAGUAUGGACUCGUCGGACUUGUCAGAUGGUCCCAUUACCCUGCAGGAGUACCUGGAGGUGAAGAAGGCCCUGGCCUCCUCAGAAGCCAAGGUGCAGCAGCUCAUGAAGGUCAACAACAACCUGAGCGAGGAGCUCCGGCGGCUCCAAAAAGAGAUCACACGGAUGCAGACAGAGAACAGUGCCCUGCGGGGGGGCCAGCAGGCUGGGGGGGCAGCCGGCCAUGGGGUAGGGGGGCCUGGUGGAGGAGGAGGGGGGGGAGGAGGAGGCCACUGGCAAGGGGUUGUGAUGCUAGGAGGUAUUGGUGGCGGGGGUCUGGGUGGGUUUGGGCCAGGAGCGGAACCCCCGGGGCUUUCGGUGCCCUCCUCGGUCGCCCCCCACUCCCAUCCCCACCGGAGGGACCGCCAGGCCUUCUCAAUGUACGAGCCAGGGGCGGCCCCCGGCCCCACGGCCCAUGGUCCCCCAGCCCUGGACUCCCUGGCAGCCCGCCUGCAGCCCCUCAACACACCCAGCGUAAGGAAGGGUAGUACAGGGGGUCCAACACCAUAUGGAGGCCAGCAUCUGUCUGGAUCUACAGAGAUGGGCAGAUACAUGAUUUCUAAACCAGAGAAGCACGGCAGCGGCACAGACAGUGACUAUGACAACACACAAACAUACGACCUCUCGCUAAGUAUGGGCCGCAGCAGUGAGGAGGAAGGUCGCGGGGAGUCUGAGGAGGGAGGAGGUGGGGGCGGGGAGGCGGGGGAGCCAGACCCCACCCUGCCCUGCACAGAGGAUGUCAUACUGAAGACUGAGCAGGUGACGAAGAACAUCCAGGAGCUGCUCAGGGCUGCUCAGGAGUUCAAACACGACAGCUUUGUUCCAUGUUCUGAGAAGAUCCACUCGGCUGUCACUGAGAUGGCGUCACUCUUCCCCAAACGCCCAGCGUUGGAUGCAGUCCACAGCUCCCUCCGCCUGUUGGCUUCCAGUGCCUCACGGUUGCAGGUUGAGUGCCGUAAGGCGGCACCCUCGGAGCCCGGGGCCCCUGCAGUGGACUACCAACUCCUCACUCAGCAGGUCAUCCAGUGCGCCUACGACAUCGCCAAGGCUGCCAAGCAACUGGUCACCAUCACCACUCGUGAGAAGAAACAGUGACCCAACAAAUGCAUGGAUGGAUGGAUGGAGAGGGAAGAGGGAGAGAGAACAGAUCAAUGCAUGGGUGGGCUAAGAGGAAUGGGAGGGGCUUCUAAGAGAGGAAGAAAGAAGGAUAAUAUGAUAACACUAGAGAUGGGAGGCCUUGGGAGGGGGAGUGAGUUUGAUGGGCAUGAUGAGGAAAGGAAAACUAGAGAGAAGUUUGGGAAAUGCAUGGAAAGGAAAUGGAUGAAAACACUGAUUGUUUAAUGGAAACACUACAGAGGACUGAAAACUGAGAAAUUUCACAAGUGUGGAAGUGAAAGUAGGGGAGGACGAGUGCGAGGAUCCAACAUGGUAACUACAGCCAGGAGCGACCUGAAUAAACAGUUGGAAUCAGAUGUGUAUAAUAAACCGUUAACUGUGAUUAAGCAUGUGUGAAACACAAUGGUGGCGAUGCACAGUGAACUGGAUCCUGAGAUGUUACCGCUUUAUUUAUUCUCAACUGUCACUUGUCAUCCCUCCCUCUCCCUGUUUACUCUAAUUGGGGAGGGAGGAAGUGUAUGCUGCGAGAGAGGGAAGUAGAUCGACCAACCAUGACAUACUUCGUACCAUCUCCAUCCCUCCGUCCUGUGAGAAGUCAGGACGUUCCUCCUCUCCUUUCCUCUCUGGCCUGCUCCUUUGCCCCUCUCUCUCUCCAACCAGACACAAGGCCUCUCUGUCUCCUAUCCCGUCCCGUACUGGAUGAACUCCCAGUGCAGCAAAGGACCCCCUGGGAUCCAUCUAAUGCCACUUCAUCCUACUCUACCCCCCCCCCCUUGUUGGUGGUACACAGCAUGAUCUGGCAUGUUUUAAUUUCUUUCCUCUCUCUUCUUUUUGUGUUUUUUUUCCUUUUGAAUAUGCCGAUUGGUGUGGUUUGCACCUCUGAGGACAAACAUUACUGACUUACAAAAACAAAACACUUACACUGGAAUAAUUGUGAUUUAUUGUUAUUGUUUAUCAUGCCUAUUGUUCUUUUUGUAUUGAUAUUUUUACUGACUGUCAUCUUGAUUUAACUGUUUUUGUAUGUUUAUUUCUUUGUCUCAAAUAUGAUUCUCAAUGAGUGGGAUAGGGAGACAGGUGGGAGUAUGUGCUCAACCUCUUACUGGGAUUUAAUUAAACAUGCACACAUACACAUAUUACACAAAAAAAAAAAAAAAAAAAACCCUGUGAAAUGGUCCUCGACAUUUCUCAAGCGCUCCGUUUCUGGAUGACAGUUGAGGUUUUUUUUUUCUUCAUGUUGUAAUAUGUCCUGCGGCCAAGGGGUUGAACAGUUGCCAAAGGGGGGUGGGCGUUAUGGGAGAUUUGUUUUUGGUUUUGAUUUUCUGUCAGACCGAAAGCCCCUUGGUUAUGUCAUUAUGACAGGACAUGGAUCAAAAUGCUCAUGAAUGCUUCAUGUAUCCUCAGCUGUCUAUUUGCGCUUGAUAUAUCUUAAAGUUUGCCUCAUUUAUUAGAACCAGUGGAAUCAUCUCAGAAUCAAUCCCAUAUUCAUUUUUGCUGUGCGAAGCAGGAUAAUAAAAUCAAGCGCACCAUUUGGUCCAGCUUGUGUAUGAGGAGUAACCCCCCUGUCUCGCUUUAAAGCAGUAUGUUAUUGACAUGGCUGGUGUGCACCUGGGUGCUUGUAUUACACAGCAUCCAUUAUUUACAUGCAUGUAAACAAAUGUUGAGUCAAAUUAAGUUGAUACGACAUACUGGUAUGUUGCAGUUAAGCUUUAAGUAGACCUGUAGGAAACACCAGAUCUAGUAACCUGGAGUGUACAUAUGGUGAGAGAUACUCAUCACAUCUUUCAUUUGAAAAUGAAAAUUUGUGCAUUUGAAAUUGAUUCAUCCACCUCAAGUGUGCUUGAUUUACUUUGCCAUGUAUUAUUUUCACUUUUUAGACUGUGUGGCAAGCACAAUCAAGCCCACAGCCACUGUUUUCCGACUGAUUCUCUGUCACGGCCUGCUGAUCUGGGCCACGGAAGUUGUCACUUCUAGCUCACUGUCUCGGAACUCUGCUAAUGGGAGACAGCAUUGGGAACAAAGAUGUUUUUUUUUUUUUUUUUCUUUUUUAAAGAUAGCGCACUUAGCCUACUGUAGGUUUAAAUCUUGUUGUACUGUGCCGAACAAAUAUGGUCAUAUCUAUAAUUAAGGAUUCAGAUGGGAUCUAAAAAGUCUUUGCUAGCUGCCAGGAGGACCGUCCUCUUCUAGUUUAGAUACACCUCUAACCUUUCUCGAAUGAUUCUGCAGCUCAUUUCUCAAAGUGUUUGUGGCUCUAAUAGUUGGUUGUUCUUGCGAUGGCCUAUUCUAUAAUCCUCAUUGCUCAGAAGGCUUCUGCACAUUAAAUUUACUCACCUGAAACAAUGACCUCAUCCUUCAAACAGCAGUUACAGUACAUCUCAAUUUUUUUCUUGUAUUGCUGCCUUUCAGCAAGAAGCAAUUAGACCUAAAUUAGCCCCAAACACUUUGAGAGAUUGAUGCCACCUUCAGCACUUCUCUGUCCACUUUAUUCGUGUUUUGUUUUUCACUUUUCCCCCCGAUCAUCACUUGGGGUGUCUGACUCUCAGUGUUCCUCAUUCUCUCAUAGAGUUGCACACGUCUUUGUAGGAGGAGGAUGGAGUUGUUUCUCUGUUUCAUGUCAAAACAAUUCAUGUCCAGAAGACUCUUGAAAUGUAUCAUUGUUUGAUAUUGAAUGCCUUUGCACAUCAUCAUCAUCUCCUGUUUGACUGGCUGAGUUACAGUGAUGUUGUACUGACUGCUGAAACGACAGAAAUACUUACACACAUGCACACACACACACACGCACACGCAUGCACACACACAAACACACGGGGGCCAGUAGAAAAGCUUGUCCCUUCUAUCAUGAUCGCCCAAGUUUUAGACUAGAGCCAUAUAUAUGAACAUAUAUUUUCAUGUUAUAUUUUAUAUUAAGCUAUAUGUUAGGGUUAUGUUUGCAAGAUGUUUAUGUCUCUUUGUUGGCCCAAGUGAGCUUCAGGCCAAAUCUUCAUUCAGCUCUUAAGUCUUGACACCUGAUGUACUUGUAGAUACUUUUAAGUCUUGUGAGUUUGGUCAUGUUGUGGUAUUACCCCCUUAUGUAGUCAUAUUGUACGUAUUAAUGAUCCUAUUAGAAUCCACAGAAAGUGAAGAGUGAGAACAAGAGUUUGAUCCAGGUGUGUUCUUAGUUGCACUAUUUUCAAACACCAGCUGGACGAAGUAGGAUCUACAUUAUGUGCUGCACUCUUCCAAAGGUCUUAGUUCAGGUACAUGAGGUGCACGAGGCAGGGGUUUAAUGCGGGAUAGAGCAAUUAGAAAAGUCUGAAGCGCACUUCGGCUUAGCACUACAGUCAUCUCAAGACAGCGGAAGGAGGGUCUAAAACGCACAUGGCCUAUUCCUUCCCCAAGUUCGUGGACACUACGUAGGGUGCCUCUAGUGUGAAUGUUAAAUGCUUCCAUCAGUUCAUGUCCAAAACACUUUCGACACCUUCAUCAUGCCCAGAAUUCAGCACGUACUUUCCAACAUCAAACACACACCCUCAACACUUAUCAGUUGGACCAAGCCUUCAACAAGUACAAUUAAAAUGCAACCAGUGAAUUAUACACACACACUUCUGAUACUCAGCCAUUGGCAGUGCACUGUGGCCUGUACUGUUGCUGUCCCUGUGUUUCUUCACAGCUCUACACUUUGGGAGAUGGGUGACGGGAGAGUUAUCUUUUAACAGAAGACGUUAAAAACUGUAUAAAGUAGAGAAAACAAUGACUUAAAAAGGUCAAUCGUAAUGGAAACUCAUAAG